AUGCAGCGCGCGCAGUCGGCGGAACAUGUGGACGUGAAAAGCGGUGAGCGUGGCCUUGUGGUCCAGUGGUAUGAUUCUCGCUUAGGGGUGCGAGAGGUCCCGGAUUCAAUCUCCGGCAAGGCCCAGCCCCGCGCGCAGUCGGCGGAACAUGUGGACGUGAAAAGCGGUGAGCGUGGCCUUGUGGUCUAG
This is a messenger RNA of Peronospora matthiolae, 189 nucleotides long. The record is from the annotation of a GenBank genome assembly. NCBI's taxonomy places the organism in Eukaryota, Oomycota, Peronosporomycetes, Peronosporales, Peronosporaceae.